AAGAAGUCAGCUUACCUGCGACAAUACCCGGAUAUUAGUCACUCUGAAUCGCAAUCGCCCCCAGAUCAAGGCGAUACCUCAAAUCUCCUCUCGCGACACGACAUGGCAGAAUUCGCUCCUCCCUCUGGCCCGCCUCCGCCAAAGGUUCCUGAAGGCUGGAAAGCGAUAUGGAAUGCGCAAUACAGCGAGUGGUUCUUUGUGAACAUCUACACGAAGCAGUCACAGUGGGAUAAGCCAAAUGAACCCGCUUACCCGCCCGGCGAAGGUCCGCCCCAUGGCCCACCUCCAGGAUAUGGGCAGCCAGGGUCGGGAGGCAUAGGCGGUCAUUCGACAGGAACAAGCGAGAAGUCGGGUUUCGGCAGCAACAACCCAUAUGCGGGCACUGGCGCGAAUAUCACUGAAGACGAGAAGCUAGCGAGAAGGUUACAAGAAGAGGAAGAAGCGCGCGCAGGAAGACCAGGCGAACAUCGCGGAGCUGCGAACGACUUUUACAAUCAGCCAGGCCAGUCACAGGCGGGACAGUAUGGCGGCUACCCGCAGCAGAGCGCAAGUCCCUACCCGCAACAAACGCAGACACCGUAUCAAGACAACUCUAUGCAAGACAAGGGCAAAAGCAAGGGAGGACUUUUGGGCAAGUUGUUAGGAAAGGCAAGCGGCCACAGCUCGAGCUCGUCAAAUGCAUACCCUCAACAACAUGGCCAGCAAGCACCUGGAGGAUACUACGGCGGAGGAUAUCAACAACAACCUAUGGGUUAUGGCAUGCAACAAGGAGGAAGACGUCCUGGUGGUGGCAUGGGUGCCGGUGGAGCGCUAGCUCUAGGUGCCGGUGGAGGUCUCCUAGGUGGCGCGUUAUUAGGCUCUGCAAUGGCUGACGCGGGAGAUGGCGGAGGCGACGGCGGUUAUGGGGGUGGUGAUGGGGGCGGGGACUAUGGUGGCGGAGACGGAGGAGGAGAUUUUGGUGGAGGAGAUGGAGGAGGCGACUUUGGUGGCGGCGGGGAUUUCUAGUCUGGUGCAGUCAGAGUGGGAUAUCAUUCCUUGGUUUCUUUUUUUCAUGUACAACGACACUGGUGGC
This is a messenger RNA of Cucurbitaria berberidis CBS 394.84, 1072 nucleotides long. RefSeq lists its product as uncharacterized. Gene Ontology annotation, molecular function: protein binding. Lineage: Eukaryota; Fungi; Ascomycota; Dothideomycetes; Pleosporales; Cucurbitariaceae. The record is from RefSeq and is a predicted model, not a curated record. The transcript has 2 exons. The coding region runs from base 103 to 1005 and encodes 300 amino acids.